Molecule: messenger RNA, 294 nt
Organism: Saprolegnia diclina VS20
Lineage: Eukaryota; Oomycota; Saprolegniomycetes; Saprolegniales; Saprolegniaceae
Exons: 5
Coding region: 1-294 (97 amino acids)
Molecular function (GO): protein binding
Source: RefSeq, a predicted model, not a curated record
AUGACCCACAUCUCGAUUAUUGGCAACAAGAAUGCGUUGUAUACGUCAGGCGUCGUCUGGCCCCCCAACUUGCGGUCCCUAAGCAUCACAGGUGCCAACUUGCGCUCCGUACCCGACAUCUCGGGACUCACCAGCCUCGCCACCUUGAACUUGGACAGCAACAACAUUGAGACACUUCAAGACCUCGAUCUGCGCAUGACGACGGGCGUAUCGUUUCUAUUCAACCCCAUCACCAAGGUCUACAACGUCUCGCUUGGGAAUAACAUUCAAGAAGUGUCUGUCGCUACGACUUAG